AUGGCUGUGGAACUCUGUUUGCUGCUGCUGCUGCUGUUUUGUGGAAGUACUGUUUCAGAGGUACAGCCUAUAUACAAACCGCCUCCUGGGACUUUGGAUUUUGGAUUUGUACCAGCCAAGACGUAUGAUACCGGUGUAUACCAUGAACCUGGGCCAAUAGGAGUUUUGUUUGAAACAGUACAUUCAUUCCUAUACUUAGUGCAGCCAAAUUCUUUUCCUCAAGAUCUCGUCAGAAAACUAGCACAGCAGAAGUUUGGAAAUACACAGGAUGAUUAUCAAAAGGUAAAUUGUCUAUGUGUAUCUGCAUAA
Antrostomus carolinensis (chuck-will's-widow) is the source of this 309-nucleotide messenger RNA. Its product is annotated as prominin-1-A-like. Gene Ontology annotation, cellular component: cell surface; prominosome; cilium. Gene Ontology annotation, biological process: photoreceptor cell maintenance; camera-type eye photoreceptor cell differentiation. The record is from RefSeq and is a predicted model, not a curated record. Gene Ontology annotation, molecular function: cholesterol binding. Lineage: Eukaryota; Metazoa; Chordata; Aves; Caprimulgiformes; Caprimulgidae. Bases 1 to 309 code for a protein of 102 amino acids. The transcript is spliced from 2 exons.